UAAGAGUCAAACCUAAAUAUAACCGCCGACCACCCUCUCUGAGAGAGAGAGAGAGAGAGACGAAGGAAGAAAGAAAGCGCGCACACAUCGCGUUCACGUGAGGAGAGUGCGCGUUUCUUCAUCAAGUGUCACAAAACAGCAACAUAAAGUUGACGACACGCGAGCAGCGCUGGAAGAUGGAGGACCAUACGGUUGUUAAAAAGCGAUCUGUGGCUGAACUAGCAGGAAAAUUCAGUUGUCAAAUUCCUCAUACGACAGAUGCUGAAGUGAACAAGCCAGUGAGGAGAAGACCUCCCCGCACCCUGCAGUUAUCUGCUGGUAAUGAUGCAAGUCAAGGCCCGGAUGAGAAAGAAGCAGGACCAACAUCACCCAGGAAAAACAGGAACUCUGCCCUUAUUGAAAAACUGCAGGCCAACCUUGCACUUUCUCCAACGGGACCACCUACCUUCCAAAAGAGCCCGGGGGUGGUAAAGUUACCUGUGGCGCCCUUCCCCUAUGGCGCCCCUGGCAGCCCCUCCAGUCCUCCUGUAAUUAUCACACCGAAACAAGAGGAAACUCCUACCAGCUUUGAGGACCCCGCUGAGGGAGGACCUCUCAAAAGUAUCAUCAAGGGAAGAGCUCGACUUUCCAUCAAGCGUCGCCCGCCGUCUCGCAAACACAGAAAAUCCAGCGCAGAAGAAGGUGGAGAAGAAGUGGCCACACCUGAACACGAAACUCCAAACGGGCACGAGGGAGAAGUGUUUGAGGAGCAGAAGACAUCUGACGGUGUCGACACCGCAUCGAUCUCAAAACAACAGAUCGAGCAAGAAACAAAUUCAACAGAUGCUGAAAAGCUGACUUCAGAAGAUGAAAAACCAGAGGUAAUGGUUGAGACUGAAACCCCAGAACAUAAAGAUAAAGAUGAAGGUGAACAAGAAGAGAAGACAGAGGAAGAUGUAAAAGAGGAGAAAAGUGCGGAUGAGCCGCAGUUAGCCGAAAGUCCCUCAGGGUCUAAAGAGCAAGAAGAGGCACGCGAAGAGCCGGUCACGCAACUUCAUGAAAAGCCACAGACUGAAUCUGAUGAAACAAUAGAUGAGAAAGAUACAGAACAGAAAGAAGAAGUAAUAAACCAAUAGGGUAAAGUGACCGUGUGCUUUAUGAAAGCCGAUACUUGAUUUUAGUUUCAGGAUAGAGGAGCUGAAGAUGGCUUUAUGUCUGCUUUAUCAACCCACAUUCAUAUCCAUAUCUAAAACACUUCACAUACUGUGCCUCCAGUAUCAUUUAUACAUCAUUUUGUAGAAAGAGAAAGUGUUUGGUUUGUAAUUUGCUUUUAAGUAGAAUUAAUACCUAUACAAAAUAGAUAUGACAACCUUAUAUUUUAAUUUAUGUAUGUGCACAUUUUCUAAUACAGCAAGGAGAAACAGUGUUUUUUACCCUGUAAAGAAUUACAUUUUUAAGUUUAAACAACUUUUUUUAAAACCAUUUCAACUUUCUUGAGGAGUAGGUAUAAAUAAAAAAAUAUUACCAGACUUAUUUUGAGUGUUUGGAAAAAUGUAUAUAGUAGCACAUAUUGAAAGUUGGCACGUGUUAUUCAUUGUUAAAAGUAUUAUUUUAACACCUAUGUAUAUGAGGGACAGGAAAGAUGCUUAUUUUGUAGAUUUUAUAGAAUGAGCCAUGUCUACUUAUUUGACUUUAUCUGUUACAUUUUACUUUAUCUGUUACAUCUGCAUAGAGAAAAUGUGAAAAUAACUACUUCACCAACUCAAAGCAAAAAGUAAUGAUCUAAAUUGCAGUAAUAUAUCUACGCUUUUUUGUCUUCUGAAUGUACAAGUGAAACUUUCAGAUGCAACAGUAUUUUGUCCUUCCUGUACAGUUUUAUUACAAUUUUAGUAACACAUCUGUUUUGAGCUGCUGGUAUGUCGUGUUUUACAGAUUGAUGUUUGAUUAUAAUUCAUGUCUAUAAAAAUAAGUACAUACUGAAAGACAUUUUUUAUGUUUGUGUUGUUCAUGAUAUUCCUUUCACGAAUAAAUGUGAUUUUUAAAAUUGUAAAU
Molecule: messenger RNA, 2031 nt
Organism: Misgurnus anguillicaudatus (oriental weatherfish)
Lineage: Eukaryota; Metazoa; Chordata; Actinopteri; Cypriniformes; Cobitidae
Gene: dub
Product: duboraya
Source: RefSeq, a predicted model, not a curated record